AUGAAUCCUCCCUCUCUCGGUGCGUCAAACUUGCGAUCACUUGUCAUCCAAGCUGCUACUCAAGAAAUUGCUCAAGAUGAUGACGCAACAAGCUUGGAUCUUUCUGGCAUCUUGUGGAUGGAACACAUCAACUUGAUUGUCGGAGAUUUGGAUUUGGCAGCUGCGUUUUACUUGGAUUUCUUGGGCUUUUCGCGGGAUCCAACCAAAUCGUUCACGCACCUGAACUUGGGACAGCAACAAUUUCAUUUGGCAGUCCCAAAGACUCCUGAGGAAUCCGUGCACACGAUUGCUGGAAGCAUUGGUUUGACAGUGCCGGAUCUUCAGUCAGUGAUUGAUCGAAUACCACAAGCACAAGAGGUUCUACAGGAGAAAACACAGUUUGAAAUACUAAAGACCAAUCUAGAAGAAGGAUACCUCACUCUGCAAGGGCCUUGGGGAAACAAAUUUCACAUUUACGAUCUACAGCAUGAUUCAACUUACGCUGGUGCAUCCUCGUCCUCGCUAUCUCAAAGUACACGCAAGAUGGAACAACUCCACGACUGGGGAGGAACGCAUGGAAGUCAUAGAAUGGCGGUCCGUCAACAACCUGGAAUCCGAUAUUUAGAAUUGAUAUGUCAAAAGGGGACAUCUCGUGCCAUUGGAGACUUUUAUCAGCAAAUGCUCCAUAGUCACGGGAUUCAUUCGUUUGAGAAACUGAAACAGAACCAAAGCAUUGACAUGGAUACCGAUGGUAUCGCGCUCUCAGUCGGACCGGGGGUGCAUAUUAUGUUUGUAGAGCAACAGGAAGAAGCAGCUCCAGAAUUCUACGAUUCAUGGAUGAAGGCCAUGCAAGGCAUCCACAUUUGUGUCUAUGUCGAAGACUUUCAUGGAUUGUAUCAACGCCUCGCUGCGAAACACUUGAUUUGGACGAAUCCACGCUUCGAGUAUUUAGACUCGUGCGAUACUUGGGAGCAAGCAAAGAGGAGCAGAACACUACGAUUUCGGUACAUUUUGGAUUUGGAAACCAAGAAACCAAUAUACGAGUUGGAACAUGAAACAAGACCCCUGUUACAUGGGCAAUAUAUGAAAUCGUUGCAAUACAUACCAAGAUGA
Cylindrotheca closterium is the source of this 1092-nucleotide messenger RNA. The record is from the annotation of a GenBank genome assembly. Lineage: Eukaryota; Bacillariophyta; Bacillariophyceae; Bacillariales; Bacillariaceae.